This is a messenger RNA of Physella acuta, 6847 nucleotides long. Its product is annotated as terminal uridylyltransferase 4. Lineage: Eukaryota; Metazoa; Mollusca; Gastropoda; Physidae. The record is from RefSeq and is a predicted model, not a curated record. Gene Ontology annotation, molecular function: RNA uridylyltransferase activity; nucleic acid binding; zinc ion binding.
AACAGGAAUUUUUUUAUUCAGUGGACUAUUAAUCUUGAGGAAAUGGCUGAAGGAUUUAAUAUAGAUCAGGCUUCAAAUGAUCUCAAGCAACUCCUAAAACUGCAUGAUAAGUCAUCACCUCAGGAAAGAAUAAUAACACCAUCAAAAAAAAAGAGAAAACCCAAGAAGAAUGCAACAGGAAAUUCACCUAACCUUAAUGACAACAGCACUCAUACCAACAGCAACGGCAACGCGCUGUUAGCACCCAGUUUGAGCCAGGCUGCGAACAACCCCACUCAGGAAGUUCCAGCUGCCCCGAUUAGACUUGCUCCAAAUGCUAAUGUCCUACCAAAGAAGAAAAAGAAACCUGCAUCAUUGACAGGAGAUGUUGUUUUACCACCAAACAACCACACACCAGAAAUGAUUGUUCAGAAAUCUGAGUGUGACACUACUUCCUUGGAUUCUGCUAAAGAAACAAUCUCAGAAGCAGACAAAGUUAAUAGAUCACCAGUUAAUAAUAGCCUUGGCAGUGAUAAGACAAAACUAGAUACUAAAGAAUCAGCAGAGUCACCCGUAAAAAAGUCUGUUGAUGUGUCUAAUCAGAAGAAAAAUGAAACUUUCAGGAAUGGUAAACGCGAGACCAGUGCUGGUAGUCAAAGAGACUGGCGACAAGAAGAAAAGAAUCGCAGUAGGCAGUCUGAUCGAGCGAACACAAAUAACAAUAAACCAAGACCAGCGAAACUUGGAGAGGAAGAAAUGAGUCCAGAGUUCCUAAAAAACCUUGAAGAAAAUAAAAUGCAUGUCUUAAAAAAGAAAAACCAACGAUUUCCAAAAGCCCAUUUCUUUUGUCGAUUGUGUGACUACCAUCUGGAUUUAGUUGAAGACUGUGAGAAGCAUAUGAAAGAUAACAGACACUGUAGGCGGAGAGAGAUUAGUGGAAUGGAUGCUAUCCUGAAAUGUAUGCCGGCCCCAUCUGAAGAUCAGAUUAAAGCCAUAAGCUCAGCUCUAGAGGAGGUGUAUGAGAAAUAUGGCAUAGAUGAGUGGGAGCAGAAGUCUAGGCAGGAAAUUGUCAAACGUCUUGAAAAAACCAUUCAGGAGAGAAUUCCAGGGGUUCGCAUGUACAUGUAUGGCUCCUCCUUGACUGGCUUUGGUUUGAAGAGUGCUGACAUCAAUAUUGAUUUGAAUACAGCUGACAAGAACAUGAAACUUACUUACCUGCUGAAAGAAAUGUACCUGUGCCUUAAGGACAGAACAGAUACUGGCUUUGUUAAUGUCAGGUCAGAUUUCACUGCCAAAGUGCCAGCACUGUUGCUGACAGAUGAGGCGACAGGGUUAAAGGUCAAUGUUGCCAUCCAUUGCUACAGCGCUCACUGUUCUGGAGAGCUCUUGUCUAUUUAUGCAGACUUUGAUAUCAGAAUAAAGAAACUGGUGGUAGCCUUUCGCUACUGGGCGCAUCUGUGUGGGCUAGAUAGACAGCAGGACGGGUUCAUCCCACCCCAAGCUCUCAACCUGAUGGUCAUCUACUUUCUUCAGACGACCAGUCCGCAACUUGCACCUGUCAUUACCCCUCCAAAGAUAAGCGGAGAAGAUGUUGGGGAUUUUCAAAAGGAUCAGCCAGCAUUUGAGAAGAUGAGGAAUAAGGUGAUGAAGUUCCGUCAUGAGCAGAAGAAUAGGAUGAGCCUAGGUAAACUGUGGCUUAAGCUGUUGCAGUUCUACAGCCUGGACUUUGAUGUGGCUAACACUGUGGUCUGCAUCAGGUCUGAUGCUGAAGUCAGCCGCAACGUCAAGCCCUGGAACAGCAGAAAGUUAGCAGUAGAAGAUCCGUACAUGCUGAAAAAAAACAUAACCAGGAUGGUGAACAACUCCCGUAUAUACGAGUAUUGGCAAGAUUCUAUCCGCAAAGCCUUUCACUAUUUUGGCCUGCCACGGGACGCGGAGGGUAGAUCCCAGAUAUCUGAAGAGGCGUUAAAAGAACUUGUUCGUUCCAAAGAGAGUCUGACCAACAACAGUGAAACGACCAAAGAAGUAUCGGCUAAAACUGAUAUUCCUGUCAAUAAAGAAGAUCCAGAAAAACUACAGACUUCCAGCGACUCUGCUGAGCCAGUCAAAAUACCACCCAACCCAUUAAUUGUUAGCCAACUUCGCAAAGCAAGCACAUCUGUUGCAAAGGAUGAAGAACCAUCUUCAACAAAGGAUGAAGAGCCAUCUUCUAGAAAGGAUGAAGAGCCAUCUUCUACAAAGUAUGAAGAGCCAUCUUCUAGAAAGGAUGAAGAGCCAUCUUCUACAACUGAUAAAGCUGCUUUGGCUAACAAGGAUGAAAAGUGUGUAACCGUUCCAGAUAGUGGUGACCAAAACACCAUAGCAGUAGGACAAUCAGAGGACAUUGGUCUUCUCAGUCCUCAAGUUGUAGGUGAUUCACGGGACAUUGAUCUCCUCAGUCCUCCAUCAACAGGACAAGCAGACAGGGAAAUUGAUGACUCUGUUAGUUCUAGUCAUGUGACCUCUAGUAAAGAUGCCAAGGGAAGUAACUCUCCUGGUGAACCAAAGAUGUGUUGUUAUUCUUUUGAAAAAAAUUAUUUCCUUACAGAUGGAAAGGGCCCCACAUUAGUGUGUACCUACUGUGAGCAAGAGGGCCACCUAAAGAACUCUUGCCCUGAGGAUGAGCUACCAGAAGUCCUACCCCUGCCUCCCCCAACCAAGCUGCAUCUGGAUGUUCUGUCUGAGACUCUAAAUAAAGUGCCCUCUGAGGUAGGCUUAAACUCUGAAAGCUAUGAGGAUCGAGUGUACUUCUUGCAAAAAUUGGAGGAGUUUAUCCGAUAUCAAUUUGAUGAUGCAAAGCUGGAUCUCUUUGGCUCAUCCUGCAAUGGCUUUGGCUUUGAUAAAAGUGACAUAGAUAUCUGUAUGACAUUCACUAAAAGAAAUCCUAAAUUUGACAAAGUUUUUGUGAUUGAAACAUUGGCCAGAAUAUUGAAACAAAACCGUGAACUAAACAAUGUACAGGCCAUCACCACAGCAAAGGUUCCCAUUGUCAAAUUUACAAUCCGGAAAUGUAAUCUGGAAGGGGACAUAAGUCUCUACAACACACUGGCCCAACAAAACACUAAACUGUUGUACAGCUACAGCAUCAUUGAUCCCCGUGUUAGGGUGCUGGGCUACACCAUCAAAACAUUUGCCAAGGUGUGUGAUAUUGGAGAUGCUUCCCGUGGCAGUCUGUCAUCUUAUGCUUACAUACUGAUGAUGUUGUACUAUCUGCAGCAAGUCAAACCACCUGUUAUACCUGUCUUACAAGAGCUUUAUGAAGGAAAGGAGAGGCCUAAGCUUGAGAUAGAAGGCUACGAAGCUUGGUUUCUUGAAGACUUGACUUUGCUGGACAAAUUGUGGCCAGAGAAAGGCAAAAAUCACAUGUCUGUGGCUGAACUUUGGCUGGGUUUCCUGCGCUUUUAUGUGGAGGAGUUCAAUUAUAAAGAGCUAGUUGUGAGCAUCAGACAAAAGGCCCCUCUGACUCGCUUUGAGAAGUUGUGGAAUGGUACAUGUAUAGCUAUUGAAGACCCAUUUGAUCUUAGUCAUAAUUUAGGAUCUGGAUUGACUAGAAAAAUGAAUAAUUUCAUAUUUAAAACCAUGAUAAAUGGGAGAAUGCUGUAUGGAAGUCCCAUUGAUGAAAAUAUGGAAAUUUUCACCAAAUAUCAGAGACCAUCUGAUUAUUUUUUUGACACUGACCUCCUGUCAGAGUGCCGGCCCCCUAAUGUCAGGGGCUGCAGGCGUUGCGGAAAGAUUGGUCAUCUGGUCAGGCACUGUCCUGCAGGUCGGAAGGAUGAUGAGCAGCAGAAGUCAAAGCCCCAGGGGCCCCAGAGGCAGUCCUCUUCAGCCAAUCAGGGACCCCAGAGGCAGUCCUCUUCAGCCAAUCAGGGACCCCAGAGGCAGUCCUCUUCAGCCAAUCAGGGACCCCAGAGGCAGUCCUCUUCAGCCAAUCAGGGACCCCAGAGGCAGUCCUCUUCAGCCAAUCAGGGACCCCAGAGGCAGUCCUCUUCAGCCAACCAGGGACCCCAGGGGGCGGCCACACCCCAGAAGCAGCAAACACCACAGCCACUUAUACCACAGAAGCAACCCACACCACAGGGGCAGAGAAAUAGGAAAGACUCGAGAGAUAGGGAAAGGAGAGACAGAGAAUCCAACCAUGGUGACAUGAACACAAGCAGGAACUCUUCAGCCCAGUCAGCAGUUCCUUUCUCUUUUAACCUGGCCAAUAACCCUAACCUGCAGCAGGUGACCCCAGCCCCUCUCAAGUUCAUGCAGCAGCCCCAAGUCUUUCACAACACCAGCUACCAGCAGUACCCACACUACCAGCAGCAGCCUCGGCAACAGGUCUACAACUCUCAGCCACUUAUCAACACCACCGUCAGCCCAGGGUCAGCUAACCCUAGGUUCAUGUACAACCCCCAGAACUACACACCAGUCAACUUUCAUGGCCUCCACCAACAGGGUAACUUCUCUGGGCCGCACCAGCAGGCCAACUUUUCUGGGCCGCAGCCCAAUUAUUCAGGGCCGCACCCACAUCCUAGCUAUUCAGGGCCGCCCCAGCCGGCCAACUUUUCUGGGCCGCACCAGCAAGGCAAUUAUCCUGGGCCGCAAGGCAACUAUUCUGCCCCCAACUUCCGCCAGCAGCCACCACAAGCUAGUCACCAGAUGAGUGGACGUCAAACAACCAUGAACCCUGUUGUCCAGAAUCUGUUUGCCAGCGCACAAGGACAACAGAUGUAUGAGAAUAGCUCGACUAAUCCCAAUCGUAGGAAGCAGUGAAGUUGCUUACAAUGAAUUUAUCGUUGCGGUACAGCAAGGAUGGAUCAUACAUCACACUGAAUUUUAACUCUGGGUCUUAACCGAUGGAAAUAAUUUUAACAAGUGAAAGUCUUUUUGACUGUAGCUUGAAAUUAAUUAACUAGAUUGUUCAUUUGAUGGUGUCAGUAUUGCUGAUACUGAUCGGAUGGUGUCAACUAUGCUGAUGUUCAUCAAAUGGUGUCAGUAUUGCUGAAUACAGGUGGCGGGGAAAUUUUAAUUUUCCUGAUUUUUUUUUACUUAACAGAAUCAAUGAAAUGGUACAUAACAGAUCACAUGAAUUGUAAUUUUAAAAAGUUAUUUUAACUACGCUCAUAUCUUUGUCUGUGGCCCGUAUGGUGCACUUGAUGUCACGUAUGGUACACUUCAUGUCACAUAUGGUGCAUAUGUCAUAUCUAUGCCAAGUUUUUUUUUUUAAAUUUAAGUAAUUUGAAAAAAUAAAUUGUUUUACUCAUUGAAUUUUAUUUUUAAAGCUAUAUUUGUAAAUAUUUUACUUUUACUUACAAAAAAGUCCUAGCAAGAAUCAGUACUGAUUCAUUUGACUAAAUGUGAAUAAGUUAACAUCAGCUUUGUUAUUUUAUUUAGACCAUGUUAGAUAUUGUAACUUUCCUCUUAUUCCAAGUCACAUGACCACUUGGUACGCCAUACUUUUAUAGGUUAACAUCCGCUUUUUGAAUUUUGGUUAGAAUAUGUCAGAUUUUGUAACUUCACAAGACUUUUUUUAUAGAUUAGCAUUAGCUUUGUCUUACUUUUAGUUAGAAUAUGGCAAGUGUUGUUACUUAACUUUUAUUUUAUGUUACAUGACAUUAUGGUACACCAUAGUUUUACAAGAAAACUGAAACAAACAUUUUAUGUUCUACUCAGGGUUAUUUGUUAAGUAAAAGGAAUCUUUAUACAGAGCAUUUUAUUAAAUUCCCUCCCCUUUUAUUUUAUUUCUCGCUGGUUUUAAUUAAUUUUUUAAUUAAAGCCGCAUACAUUUUUUUGUAAUAAUGCAAAUUGAAUUACAAGAACAGUUUAAGCAGUUUAAAACACUAAGAUCUUGAUAUUUGAGGUUUUUAAGUUAUUAUGGUGUACUGACUUAAUUAAUAUGAUGUGAAACCUUCCUAACGAUGUGAUCAUUUUUUUAAUGCUUGUGUGCCUUUUAUAUUCACUACUACUAGGGGAAUUUGCAAGAGUUUGAGAGAAAUUUUGAGCAUUCUUGCAAGUUUUCUUUUAACUUUUUGUUUCUUAGUCCACUUGAGGAUUUUUAGAAAGCUUAAAAAGGCAGCUGACUGGUUUCUUUUUUUUCUUAAAUUGGUAAUAGUUGGCCAUCUGGCCAUAAUUGGUCAAAGUUGGCCAUCUGGUCAUAGUUGGCCAUCUAGCUAUAGUUGGCCAUCUGGUCAUAGUUGGUCAUCUGGCUAUAGUUGGCCAUCUGGCCAUAAUUGGUCAACUGGUCAAAGUUGGCCAUCUGGUCAUAGUUGGUCAUCUGGCUAUAGUUGGCCAUCUGGUCAAAGUUGGCCAUUUGGUCAUAGUUGGCCAUUUGGCCAUUAUUGUCUAUCUAUAGGUGGCCAACCCUUCACAUUAAACCUGUACUAUAUUGUUAUGCAGUAUAAAAACUGUUGUAAAAUGUGAGUGUAGGAGAAGAUUGAAGUAUAUGUGCUGAUGUUUAAUGUUGAUGUUUGGUGAAACUGUGCACAGGUUAUGUCCCUAUAGACCUGUGGUCACAAUGAUGUUUUCUUAUUACGUGGCCAUUGAUCUGUGACCUCUAUGUGUAUGUGUUAUGUACCCCAAGACCUAUGGCCACUAUGUGUAUACAUUACGUAGUCAUAGGUCUGUGGAAAUAAUUACGUGUUCAUGUUAUGUGGUCAAAGAUCUUUGGCCGCUGUGUAUGUAUGUGUUAUGUGGCCGUAGAUCUGUGGUCAUAGACCUGUAGUCAAUAUGUGUAUGCAUUGUAUGGCCACUAUGUAUGUAUUACGUUGGAUACAAAGAUGUGCAGCUGUUGCAAGAGAACAUGUUACCUGUUUCAGAAACUUCAAAUAAAUCAGAUGAUAAUUCA